Messenger RNA from Clunio marinus, 594 nucleotides. The record is from the annotation of a GenBank genome assembly. Lineage: Eukaryota; Metazoa; Arthropoda; Insecta; Diptera; Chironomidae.
UUUUCUUGGAUCUAUUAACACUUACUAUAUUUGAAAAUGGAAGGAAUAGCAAUAGAUUCGUUAUGUGGAGAAGUACUGCUCAUUAUUUUCGAAUAUUUGGGCACAAACGACUUGAAGAUUGCAACUUUAGUUUGCAAAAGUUGGAACGACAUUAUUGGAAAUCACGUUUCGACAAUGCGAAAUCUUCCUCUGGUUUUUGACGAAACUAAUAAGGAUAAGGAAAUUCCGGAACUGAUUAGAAAAUAUCAUACAAUAAAAUUGAAUGGCUUAAAACUUGACAAUGACAAUCUCGUUGAAAAUAUCGUAAGUCACUUGACUUAUGUGAAAUGCUUCGAAAUGGAUUCGAUAUGGUUAAAAACAAGACAAUUCAUAAAAAUCUUCAACUCAUUGAAAAUAUGCAGCAAACUGACUAUGAAGGGUGUAAAAUUAUUCAUUAACGAGAAUUCUAGGACAUAUGUAUACAGCAUUGGUGGUUCGUGCGUUAAAACCAUGGAACAAAUUCCAUUAAAUAUACUUCCUGAUGAAUUUAUAACGAUUUUAUCAAAUUUAGGAUUUUUUGUUGAUUUGAGUGGCGUAAUUGGAAGAAUUAUAUAA